AUGACAGAAGUGGGAAUGUGGGACCAAGAAAGAGAAAAACAACGGGGCAAGAAGAACCAAGAGGAAAAAUCGGCACUGCUGGCCCAGGAUCAGCCCUUGCCAACAGCCCCUCUGCAGGUCUCUGCUGGCUCCCGGGCAGGGACUCAAAGGCCGCAGGAAGGUGCCCCUGGAGAAGGCCCUGGAGAGCGCUGGGGCCAGGAGUGCCGCCAUGAGGGCAGCAAGCGGGGCCUGGCCUGUCCGUGCCUGCGGCAGGGCGCAGGGCGGGCGCUCGGGCCCUGCCAGCUGCAGCUGGGAGCUCUGCAGGGCGGCCGGCAGAGAGCCGUGGGCUCCCGCAGCUCUGCGGCCCUCACGGCUGAGGCAGCUGCCCAGACCAUGGAGCCCAUGGUAUUCCUUUUCAUGCUCUUGAAAAGCCUCAUCCAGUACCCACAGCACGUGGCUGACGCUUUGGAUGAGGAAACACGUCUGCGCAUGGAAGAGCGUGCAAAGCAUCUGGAAUGGGAGAGGAUUCAUCUGGAGCAGGAGGUGGAACAGCUCACCCAGGAGCAGCUGAAGCAGGUAGAGGAGGAUGAACAAGACAACCGUGGGGCAGAUGAAGAGGAAGCGGGCAAUGUUGCGGCUAACGACGAAGACAACGUUGGCAAUGAAGAUGUCAAUGAGGCUGCAGUUGCAGAAAACAACAACGAUGCUGCAAAUGAAGUCCAAGAAGAAGAAGAGGAUGAUUUUGAUGAUUUCCUUGGAGAAGUUGUAAUGGAGCGCAUCCAGUGGCCUGUACAGGACCUGCAGAGAGGCUGUGAGUGGAUAACUGACCUCAUGGAUAAUUAUACCAUGUACUUUGGCCAUGUUUUGGCCAACAGUUUCUACCCGGUCCUGCAACGAGCCAUCGGGGUGGGCAGUGCCUUUGAAGGCUGGAGUCCCCGUGAGCAGGAUGUCGUCUACAGCGUGCUCAUCCCCAUGACUCCUCCCCGGGGCCACAGCUUCCACCUGGAGCUGGACAGUGAAGAGCAGAGGCACGUCAGGAACUUCCGUGUCCGCGUGCAGCUGGAGUGCACCUGCAGCAGGGAGCAGCAGGCUGAGGACAUGCUGUGCUUCCUGCACCACCCCGAGGAGGAGCUGAGCAGCAAUCAGGAUCCCAGCCUCCUAGACACCCUGUGCACCGGCUCCUACCUCGACGUGCAGAAAACUGCCCGCUGGUUUUACCAGCUGGUGAGAGCAGUCUGGCCAGCUCUGCCUCAGUCACACAACUGGCAUUUAAGGCUGAUGCCCUCCACACGCUCCUGCCAAUUCAAGGUGUCCUACGGGCAGGAAAGCUUCAGGAUUGAGCUGUUCUUCGGCGUGCGGAGAGGUGACUCAGCCAUCUUUGUGUGCAGCCAGCCUAGAGAGGCCUACACAGCAAGCACAACCUGGCCCGAGUCCUACGCUGUGGCAGAGGUUGAGUUCUUCAAGCACAUUGCCAGGCAGGCCCCCCCUGACAGCCUGCACCUCAAAUGCCUGCAGUUCUUCACCCGUCUUCCUCUGGGCUUCAGCUUUUCCACCUACACCAUGAAGACCAUUGUCAUGCACCUGCUCAACAUCACACCCGUCUCAGAGUGGCGCAGGAGAGAUCUCGUGGUACGACUGCUGGAUAUCAUCAACAGCCUGCACUUAUGUCUGCGAGCAAAAUGCCUCCACCACUUCAUUGUGGGCAACCAGAGGCUUCCUCAGGACAUCAACUUACCCGCAGAUGUCCAAAGAGCUGAGCCAUACAAUCUCCUCCAGCACCUGGCCCAGCAACCGGCUGCCCACGCCCAUGCGCUCUAUGAGUACCACAUUCUCUACAAGUGGCCCUUGCCAACAGCCCCUCUGCAGGUCUCUGCUGGCUCCCGGGCAGGGACUCAAAGGCCGCAGGAAGGUGCCCCUGGAGAAGGCCCUGGAGAGCGCUGGGGCCAGGAGUGCCGCCAUGAGGGCAGCAAGCGGGGCCUGGCCUGUCCGUGCCUGCGGCAGGGCGCAGGGCGGGCGCUCGGGCCCUGCCAGCUGCAGCUGGGAGCUCUGCAGGGCGGCCGGCAGAGAGCCGUGGGCUCCCGCAGCUCUGCGGCCCUCACGGCUGAGGCAGCUGCCCAGGCACAGCCCGCUGGGGACACGCGGCCGGCCCGGGGCCACCCGCAGGGGGACCCUGCUCUGGGGCCAGCCCAGGCCGCAGCAGGGAGCAGCUCAUGGGGCCGUGCCCGGCCAGGGAACGGCUGUGCCCGGGAACAGGGCUCGGGGAGCAGGGCAGCAGGGCCGCCAGUGCUGGCCACACUGAGAGUGGGGCACACACGGCUGCAGUCACAGGCAGCAUCCGACAGGAACCUGCUCACUCUCUGCAGCUCCCAGACAGGAGCGUAG
Messenger RNA from Passer domesticus (house sparrow), 2361 nucleotides. RefSeq names its product inositol 1,4,5-trisphosphate receptor-interacting protein-like 1. The record is from RefSeq and is a predicted model, not a curated record. The coding region runs from base 1 to 2361 and encodes 786 amino acids. NCBI's taxonomy places the organism in Eukaryota, Metazoa, Chordata, Aves, Passeriformes, Passeridae. Gene Ontology annotation, cellular component: membrane. The transcript has 5 exons.